AUGACGCCACUCAUCACUGCAAUUCUUUUUCUUCCAAUUACCCUGCUCGAUGCUUCUCCCAUUCUAACUAUCCGUGACAUGGCAUCUCUCAAUCACAAAGCAUCCGUCGCAUCUGACCAACUUUCCACGAGAUGGUCGCGACAAGACAUCUUCACCCUAGUCAGCGUCUGCGUAGCAGUUGUCGGUAUCUUCAUUGGUGCGCUUGUCGCCUCGCCUACAGUACGCCAGUGGUUAUACAGGCCGUUUCGUCAAUACGACGUAGAAGAAUACGACGGCAAGACGAAGCAAGACGACGGCUUCAAGAACGAUACGAAGACUAUGUUAGAUUUAAUGAGUUCCUAG
This is a messenger RNA of Alternaria alternata, 342 nucleotides long. RefSeq lists its product as hypothetical. The record is from RefSeq and is a predicted model, not a curated record. Bases 1 to 342 code for a protein of 113 amino acids. NCBI's taxonomy places the organism in Eukaryota, Fungi, Ascomycota, Dothideomycetes, Pleosporales, Pleosporaceae. The transcript has 2 exons.